AUGGCAAAAGUCCUUUUAUCUUGAAUAUUAUGAAGUGCAGGAUUUUUCUACCUUGUCUAUUUCAUAUACUACAAGAUGCCUUAUAAGAAAGUCGGUCUUUCUGGCUCAGUAUCUAUUAUUUAGGAUAUAAUUGCAUCUAUUCACGACGAAAAUGAGCCUGAAGAUUAUAUUAGUCCAAAUUGCACUAAUAGCUUUUGUUCAUGGAAUUAUUUCUAUUCAAAUCAAAACUUCUCAUUAACACACACAAACUUUUCCCGCCUUGUAGAGUCAGCUGACGAACAUUUAAAAACCCUCCUUGAGCCAAAUGACCCACCUUUAAGAUGCUUGCCAGAAAAAUUUGGUUAUACAAGAACUACUGCAAAAGAGCUGUUUCCAGAUGUGGAUUGGCCGACAUGUGCAAAGAAAAUAGGUGAAGAGAAGCAAAUUAUUUAUAUUGACCCUAUUGAAAAUACUCUCUCAAUGAAUUGCUCAAAUGGAAAAGGCUGGUAUUCAUUCAAUUAAAUUAAAAGCUUAAACUGAUCAUAAGCGGGUUAGCCCACUAACCUUUCCUAUUCUCAGCUCCAAGAAAAGUAGUCUCAAUAGGUAUCGGAGUUCAAAUGAUUUAGAUUAGAUUAAGUUUGAGCGAGGCAUAAAGACUCAAUUAUUUCAGAGAGUUCCCCAGUCGAGAAUUAGUUUCAAGUUUGUGAUCAUUAAUUCCUAACCCUACUUAUUAUUCUUCAACCCCAACCACUAAAAAUGAUGGCUUAAGGCUAUCUAAUAAAGCAUUUAUCGGUCGGAGUUUUGGUCUUUGCUGGGGCGCUCAAGUUCCUCUGUAGCUGGGAUAGGACAUCAGAUGAUUGGAUGGUCCUUAUUCUUCCCCCGCACUCCUAACUAAAGUCCUUGCGCAGCCCUUCACCUGGAGAAGUGUGGCAAGGCAUCACAUCUUCUGGUGGGAGUUGUUGGGAUAAAAACGUGUUCGCUAGCAUUGAAACACACCAAAAAACACUCCAAAUAUCUAAGCUCAAUGGAUCUCAUCUUCCAUGGACCUGAUUCAGCCGACAGGACAACGUACCCAUCCAAAAAGCCAUUUAAUUAAGUAUGAGAUCAAAUGAAGAAAGUUGAAGGCUUCCAUUUUGGGUUUCCAACCUAAAUCACCUGUCCAAGUGAUCAACUCCCUAGGGCAGAGCCACAGCCUGGGGUGCACCCCGUUGUUCUUACAAGAAGCCACUAUUUUGGUAGGCAAAACCUACCUAGCUGGCCUGGUAGGAAGUCGAAAACUUUGCGUGAGAAAUAAACUUUCCCUCUUUGACAAUGCAUCCCUAAGCCUGAAGACCUACUUCAAAAAGGGAGCAACCCUGCUUCAGCAUCAUCAGGAAUUGCGUCUUCCGUGACGUCACCAUUUUACUACUAAUGGUAAUCAUUAGGAAUUAAUCCCCAUGAAGAAAUGACUGGGUUCCAGGUCUACCUUGAAGAUCUAAAUGAGUAUAAAGGAGCACCAAUCACACUUAAACAUGGAGAAGAGUGGGCAUUUGGAACUUGCACAGAAAAAAAAAAGACCUUAUUCGAAGGUGCUACUUAUUCAUUAAGACGAAACCAAACUGCAAUUGAGAGAACUCAACAAAAAAUGAAGGAAAUGCAGCACAAAGCAAAAGUUGCACACAACUCAACUGAAACUAAGCCAUUAACUGUUAUUAUUCUAAUCAUAGAUUCUUUAUCAAGAAGGCAUUUCUAUAGAAAAUUGCCUAAAACGAUAGAGUAUCUGAACAGUAUUGACUCUUCGAAGUUCAUAAUUAAAAUAUGGCGUCUUCGUCUGGGUAUGGCCUCCCGGCCAUACAGCCUCGACACAUAUUUUAAUUAUAUCCGGCAAGGUUUUACCAUUUCAGAGAAGGACAGCAAUGCUAGGUAAGCAAUUCUGGUUGUGUGCAGAGCCUAGCCCAAGUCCAAUCUCAGAGGUGGAUUUUUCCUCGUGGGGAAGGAAGGUACGGAGUUGGAAAGGGGAAGCUCAGCAGAGUCCUCAGGACCAAUCGGGCAACUCCCUAGCGUGAAACUGGGCGUUACGUCCCAGGCUACGUAUUUUUCCUUUUUGCCGACAGCGGACCAGAAAAUCAAAUUUUUUGGGUUUUCGGAAAAGCAACCCAUGUCACAAGCAAGUAGCUCAUUCAUGAGCCGUCGAAGCCGGAACACUUGUCCGGAGGCGCACCCUGGUGUAUCGAAGCAGGCUGACCGAGUGGUCUGUGGGCCCGAUGCGGCGAAGGCGAGCGGCAGGUCUGGGAUAACCUACCCCGUAGUGGACGUAAAGCGUUAUAAAUCUUAAUGUAAUGACUCUUCGAAGUUCAGCCUUUUUGACUUCAAAAUCCACAAUGUGAUGGGUGACAACUCGCUCCCCAAUACCUAUCCAGUCUGGACAGGUAAAACUCUGCUUCCUCAAACUUCUGAGGAGAGGCAUGAAAACAUGGUGAAGAAAGCUGAUUUGAUAGGAGCUGAGUCAAUCUGGCACUAUCUUAUAGAAAGAGUAAACUAUAUCUAGGGAUGAAUCACACUGUUUGACAUUGAGUUUUGUAAUAACUACAUGGCAUACAAAACGGGCAGAAGAAUAGACACUGACCAUAUGACAGGGGUGUUCUGGUGUGCCGCUGAACGACUGUCUGGAUACCUGUAAGCUUUAUUUAGGGACAUUACUGAAACUCAGCGUUGCAUCGGAAAUCAGAACUCUCACUUCUAUAGUCUAAACAACACAAUUCAGUUUGUCAACAGCUAUGAAGGCUUAAAUAAGUGGGCUCAUGUCACCACGGAAGCUGGACAUGAGCAUACUGGCUCAGUCAUUUCAUCCCUGGACGAUGAUUUAGUUUGGUUUCUGAAAAAAAUUCUCCAAACCAAAGAUGAGUUGGUCUUAUUUAUGAUGGGAGAUCACGGUAUGAGAUAUGGCGAUUGGUAUAAGCUGCUAGAGGGGUCAAUUGAACACAAAUUGCCAAUGCUUAUCACCCUUGCCUCUAAUUCUUUGUUAGAUGAUAUCCCUAAUAGCUAUGACUCUCUUUAUCACAAUUCUAACAGAUUGAUGUCUAAGCUUGACCUUCACAGGACGCUGAAGCAUCUUGCCCACGUGCCUUAUUACAGAGGCUAUACAAAAGAGUCUCCAGAGUAUUUUGAAUGGGAUGCUGAAACUAAUAAAUCCUUAAGCUUACUUCUUGAUAAAAUACCGAAUGAUAGAAGCUGCCAAGACAUCAACAUCGAACCUUUCUAUUGCUCCUGUUUGGUUUUCACAAAAAUAGAUGAGAGCUUAUACGCAGGCAAAACUUCACUUACUCCCCCCUCCGUGAGUGAAAAAAAAUUUUGUUCACUCACGGAGGAGGGUUAAUUUUUUUUUUUAAAAAAUAUUUAUAUAUAAAUUUUAUAAAAAAUAUUUUUUUUCGAAAUUAAAAAAAACCUAAUUUGCAAAAAUUGGAAAGCAAAUAUUAAUUUAAUUUAUAAUAUUUAUGUUUAAAAAGCAAUUAGUUUAAAUUAACAGAAUUAGCUCUAGAUUUCAUUAUACUAAUUAUCAUUUAGAAUCAAAAUCUUUUUCCAUAAACAAUUUUUGUAUUAAAAAAGAUUUUUAUUCACUCACGGAGGAUGGGUUUUUGGGCAAAAAAUAGCGAUUUUUCUAAUGGUUUUGUUCACUCACGGAGGGGGGAGUUAGAAGUAAAGAAAUGAAUAUUAAGAAGCUUAUAAGAGAAAUAGCUGAAUACUUCAUAUAUUUAAUUAAUGAAGAAACCGUCACUCCAUACAAAUCCCCUGGGUUCCACAUAUGCCAAGAAGUUACAUUAAAAGCGGUUGACUCAGUUGAAUGGCUUAAGCUUGCUCCAAAUAAGCAUUUCUAUAAGUUAGCCAUCACUGUUAAUGAGCAUCCUUUAGCAAGAUUUGAAAGUGUUGCCUUGGUGACUUCUCAAUAUGAAGAAGAAUUAAACACACGAGAAGGGUACCACUUAACGAAAACAUAUCUCAAUGGAAAGAAAAAUAUAAAGCCAAUCUAUAUCAGAAGACAAGAUAUGUAUGGAGGAUUGUGCGAGCAAAUGUGCAACCUUAGGCAGAUUCUUGCACCUUUAUGUAUAUGCCAUAAGUUGGGAACAAUUGAAUGGAAUGAGCCAAACAUGGUUGAGGAAAUAAAAAGCAGAUAUAUGUUUUAUAUGGGGGAUAUUGGAGAAAGCUGCACAGAAAAGUGCAAUAAAGAAGGACUGAUAUGUGAUACAAUUGGAAUAAAUGUGAUGAACAGCUGCAAUGAUAUGAAAAAGGUUUCCAAUUGCAAAACUUGUGUGGAUGGGGAUGAGAAAAUGUUUCCAGGAGAAAAUAAUGGGGUCUGCUAUUUGCAAAAAUCAACUAACUACCCCUCUGUGAGUGAACAAAAUUUUUUUAAUAGAAAAAUUUUUAUGGAAAAAGAAUUUGAUAUAUAAGUGAUAAUUAGUAUAAUGAAAUUUCGAGCUAAUUCUGUUUAAUUUUAAACAAAUUGCGUUUUAAAACAUAAAUUUUACAAUUGAAUUAAUAUUUGCCUUCCAAUUUUUAUAGAAGUGGGAUUUUUUUUUAAUUUCGAAAAAAAAAAUUCUUUAAAAUUUAUAUUAACUCUCUCCAUGAGCGAACAAAAUUUUUUUGUUCGCUCACGGAGGAAGGAGUAAGUAUUUCUGUGACGAAAAAUUGGAAAAUAUUAGGCGAGGAUGUGCUUGCAAGGGUAAUUCGUAA
Messenger RNA from Blepharisma stoltei, 4686 nucleotides. Lineage: Eukaryota; Ciliophora; Heterotrichea; Heterotrichida; Blepharismidae. The record is from the annotation of a GenBank genome assembly.